Liolophura sinensis is the source of this 711-nucleotide messenger RNA. RefSeq lists its product as uncharacterized. The transcript has 3 exons. The coding region runs from base 115 to 666 and encodes 183 amino acids. Lineage: Eukaryota; Metazoa; Mollusca; Polyplacophora; Chitonida; Chitonidae. The record is from RefSeq and is a predicted model, not a curated record.
AUAUGGAGUAGCACAACACAACGUGCAUUUCAUUUCUCUCUAUACCUGACGGGCUUUGUGUAUUUUUUUUUUGUCUGAAGAUUGAACUGUAUAUACGUCGUUUUGGACUCAGAUAUGGCUGUUCCAAAGGCCCACUAUAAGCCUGAGUACACCCACAGUAAGGGCAGUAUCCUGGUAGAAAGAGGUCCUUACCGGGCGAUUCCCGAGAACAACUACCUGUCAGGAGCGGGCAUGUCUCAUGUGUGGGCGGGGGUGGGCCAUUACGUGCCCUCGUCCCGGGGGUGGAUACCCAUCCACGACUACCACUCUCUUCCACGUGAGACUCGACGAGACGCCAUUUACAUGGAGAGUGAGGACCAGUAUGUCUCCUUCGUCAAGAAUCGUGACACUCCGUCAGGCCUCUACCACAAAAGCGUCGGCCUGCGUCCAUCCGGUGUUCCAGAGUUGCGACUUGACGGAUACACCCGGGAUUUGCCAAACAUGCCACCACCGGAAGUGUUCCAGAGGCCAUGGCCCAAAGACGACUGCCAUUUCCCCGUUAAUAGAGAACCACGCGGUGGUUACUAUGGUUACUAUCACGAAGCUUUGAAAGCCGCAAACACGCGAAGAGAUGCCGCACGGCCGUUUUACGAGAAAAUCCGAGCAGAAGACGUUCCGAAGUUAUAGCCUGGGUUUGUGUGCAAUAAUAAAUACCUGUUUGCAAUAACACAU